AUGCCGAAUACUUCAGACAUCCAUGUGCGUAAUAGAUAUGAAUCGCUAAUUGAUGAAGGGGAUUACAACGGCUCUAAUGAACCGGGAAAUAAUCACGACACCUUUCAAAUUCACAAUACACAAACGCUACAUUCCAUGCGAAAUCAAUCUCAUUUGAAUAAUAAUUCCGAGCAAUCUCUAGAAGAGCAUAACAACGAACCUUGGUACCCACAAGAAGAUGACCAGCGUCAAAAUACCAAUAAACAACAAAGUGGGCAAGCCAAGUCAAGAAUGCAUAAUCAACAAAGUAGGCAAGACAACCCCCCCGUCGAAAGCGCUGAUCAUAACUCUACUUAUUCGGGUGCCCAAAGCCUCGAACA
Messenger RNA from Paramuricea clavata, 359 nucleotides. Lineage: Eukaryota; Metazoa; Cnidaria; Anthozoa; Malacalcyonacea; Plexauridae. The record is from the annotation of a GenBank genome assembly.